Molecule: messenger RNA, 1679 nt
Organism: Vicia villosa (hairy vetch)
Lineage: Eukaryota; Viridiplantae; Streptophyta; Magnoliopsida; Fabales; Fabaceae
Exons: 2
Coding region: 248-1228 (326 amino acids)
Biological process (GO): iron import into the mitochondrion
Cellular component (GO): mitochondrial membrane
Molecular function (GO): ferrous iron transmembrane transporter activity
Source: RefSeq, a predicted model, not a curated record
AAAAAAUCUCGUUCCCAAAUACUUGGAACCCUAACGCGGUUCUCCUCUCUUAAACUUAUCAAGCAUAGACACAAAGUCUACCACGCAAUCUAACCCCUAAUUCAACAAAUCCAAAUCACCAACUUCCACAACUUCAAACAAAAACCUCUCAAUUCUAUACCAUUCUUCAUCAUCUACAAACCCUAAUUAUCUUUUUAUUUCUAUUAAUUUCUUUUUCCUUUUUUUUUUGUUUAAUUUUCCCUAAGUUAUGGCUACAGAAGCGAGAGCCAAGUUCCAAAACCCGGAUUACCGACCCGAUUACCACCCAGAAACCACCUUGACGCCGUCAACCCACGACGGUCUUCACUUCUGGCAGUUAAUGAUUGCCGGAUCCGUCGCCGGUUGCAUCGAACACAUGGCAAUGUUUCCCGUCGACACCGUUAAAACUCACAUGCAAGCAAUCACUUCUUGUCCGAUUAAAUCCGUUUCCGUCCGUCAAGCCGUCCGUUCGAUUCUCCAAACGGAAGGCCCCUCGGCGUUGUACCGCGGCAUUGGCGCGAUGGGGCUCGGCGCGGGGCCGGCACACGCGGUUUAUUUCUCUGUUUAUGAGACUUGUAAAAAGAAAUUCUCGCAAGGGAACCCUAAUAAUUCGGUUGCUCAUGCUGCUUCUGGUGUUUGUGCUACGGUUGCGAGUGAUGCGGUGUUUACGCCGAUGGAUAUGGUGAAACAGAGGUUGCAGUUGAGUAAGAGUGCUUACAAGGGGGUUUUUGAUUGUGUGAAGAGGGUUUUGAGUGAGGAGGGGUUUGGGGCUUUUUAUGCUUCGUAUAGGACUACGGUUUUGAUGAAUGCGCCUUUUACGGCUGUGCAUUUUGCUACUUAUGAGGCAGCGAAAAGGGGGUUGAAUGAGGUUUCGCCGGAGAGUGCCGAUGAUGAGAGGUUGAUUGUUCAUGCUACGGCUGGGGCGGCUGCUGGUGGUUUGGCUGCUGCUGUUACAACACCGCUUGAUGUUGUUAAAACUCAACUACAAUGUCAGGGUGUGUGUGGAUGUGAUAGGUUCAAAAAUGGUUCAAUUGGCGGUGUUAUUAAAACAAUAGUGAAAAAAGACGGACCCAGAGGGCUCAUGCGAGGGUGGGUUCCAAGGAUGCUCUUCCAUGCUCCUGCAGCUGCUAUUUGCUGGUCAACAUAUGAAGCUGGAAAGUCCUUUUUCCAAGAUUACAACGAGCAGAAAGAUAGCGGAACCGUCACCUAAAAAAAAUUCAAGUUAGAAUAUCCAUCAUUCUUCAGUUCCACUACUGAUUACUGUCUGUAACAUUGUUAAAGUGCUUCAAAUGGAUGCGAGCAAGCAAGCCUUUCCAAGUUCUUGACUUCUGAACUCUAAAUUAUAUGCAGAAGGCGUCGGAUUAACAUCCGAAUGAAGAACCUGUUUUCUUAUACACUUUGUCAGGUGACUUAGGUUUCAUAAUCAUUUUGUUUUUCUGGAGUAGCUUUUUUGCUUUGGACAGGACAUUAUUUAAUGGAACACCUAUGUGCUACAUGAAAUUUUUUACCACAAGUUUUGUGAGAUUGUAGUUUUAAUUAUAUGAAGGAUUAUUUGAUAUAUUCUGUAAUUGAGGGAUCUAAUUUCCCAACACAGUAUUUUGUUAGCAUUCGGAUUAUAAAUAAGAUGAUUUUGAUAUUUAAUAAAUUACAUAUUGUUUUAA